Salarias fasciatus (jewelled blenny) is the source of this 561-nucleotide messenger RNA. RefSeq names its product transcription factor 15-like. Gene Ontology annotation, molecular function: RNA polymerase II transcription regulatory region sequence-specific DNA binding; protein dimerization activity; DNA-binding transcription factor activity, RNA polymerase II-specific. The record is from RefSeq and is a predicted model, not a curated record. Bases 1 to 549 code for a protein of 182 amino acids. NCBI's taxonomy places the organism in Eukaryota, Metazoa, Chordata, Actinopteri, Blenniiformes, Blenniidae. Gene Ontology annotation, biological process: developmental process; regulation of transcription by RNA polymerase II. The transcript has 2 exons.
AUGGCCUUCGCCAUGCUCCGGCCGGUGUCCACGCGCCUCUUCUCCUACCCCGGGGACCUGACCGCGGUGUCGGACGACGAGGAGGGGAACCGCAGCGAGAGCGACGGCAGCACGGAUCAGGGCUACGACUGCUGCGGACCCCCCGCGGGGAGCUGCAGGCGCGGGCCCGGGGGCGUGGUGGUCCGGCAGCGGAACGCCGCGAACGCCCGGGAGAGACACCGGACCCAGAACGUGAACACGGCCUUCACGGCUCUGCGGACGCUCAUCCCCACCGAGCCGGUGGACAGGAAGCUCUCCAAGAUCGAGACGCUGCGCCUGGCGUCCAGCUACAUCGCGCACCUGGCCAACGUGCUGGUGGUCGGGGACGGACGGGAGGACGGCCAGCCGUGUCUGAGCGCGGUCUACAAGGAGGUGGCGGCGGCCGGAGGCGGCAAACAGCCCCGGAGCAUCUGCACAUUCUGCCUGAGCAACCAGCGCAGAGCGGUCAAGGACCGAAGAGACUGUGUGAAGAUGCAUGGGAGCAGUGUGAGACAGAUCAGUCGGCGGUGAGAGCCCGACAGG